Molecule: messenger RNA, 1976 nt
Organism: Rosa chinensis
Lineage: Eukaryota; Viridiplantae; Streptophyta; Magnoliopsida; Rosales; Rosaceae
Product: probable E3 ubiquitin-protein ligase XBOS34
Exons: 7
Coding region: 631-1743 (370 amino acids)
Biological process (GO): protein K63-linked deubiquitination
Cellular component (GO): membrane; endosome
Source: RefSeq, a predicted model, not a curated record
GUGACCUCAACAGUCUCCGUCUCCAUUUUCUGCGAUUUAAGAGCUAGGGUUUCCGUGCCGUUUCUCAUCGUGAGCGCCAUGAGAAGUACCAGCAGAGCAGAGUGAGGAGGCGAAGAGGGCCCAACCACCCGAGAGCCGGAGGUGCGGGCCUCCUCGUCGUCCGCCUCCGCCGCCGCCGAUGGGUCAGCCGGCGCCUCGUCCCCAAGCCGCUGUUCCUGAGGCGGCCGUUCCUGAAGCGGUCGGUGCCGAGGACUUGUCGGCAGCGGCGGCGGAGGACGACGAGGAGCCCGCACCGCUCUCGGGUGGCUUGUGCCCUCUUCGCCUUCUCGCUUUGACUCUGUUGGAACUUCUCAUGCCUCACCUCACGCCUGGAAGUCGAGAACGGCAGUGCCGCGGAAACCCACGUUUUUAGGUUUUGAUUGUGUGUUGUUUGGUAGGGCUUGACUGGAAUGAAAGGUUUAUCUGACGCCAGAGUUGAUGAGAUUUGUGAAGCUGCCGAGAAGAUAGUGGUGACUUUGACUUGGGCAUAAUAGUAUGAAUUUCCAAUGUAUUUACCCCCCUUGUCCUAUCUCCUCUCCAUUUGUGUACUAGAAGAUUGUUUCUCGUGUGGAAAGAAAAAAGAAUAGAAGGAUGGGGUCGUCUUCCUCCCAGAAACUCGAAGUCAAUAACCGUUUUCCUCUGCGUUUUUACUUUCGGAUGGCUAAUAUAAUUCUCAGACAGGCUGACAUAUAUCGGGAAGAGAAAGAUAUUUUUUACCUGUACAUUACGCUCCUAAGGUUUGCAAGUUUGGUCUCCGAGACAAUACCGGAUCAUCAAGACUAUAUAAAGGCUGAUCAAAGAGAAAGAUCCUCUCAGAAGGAAGUGAAAAAGAAAUUGUUGAAUGCUCUUGCUGAGCUAGAGGAGUUAAAACCAGCAGUUAAACAGAAGACCAAUGAGAUAAACAGAGGAAAUGCAUAUCAAAACAGCAGGCAUGAUCACCAAACUGGGGAAAGUAUACCUCGUAGAUCUGAUAAAAAGAAAGUAGAAAGUGUGGGGACUUGUAGCUCCAGUACUGGUGGAGAGAAUUUAUCCCCGCACCCAACACCAGAGUUUCCCUUUGGUCUCCCUGGUAACAAGAGAUUAAAGAAAGAGACACGAACAAAAAUUUUACUUGAAGAGGCACAUGAUUGGAAGCUUACCACUCCAUGCAAGCCAAUACCACAGGCGCGUCCUGCAAUUAACCAGCCAACUGCACCACGAGUUGAAGAAGAUUUAGAGCUGGUCAAGGCUAUUGAUGCCUCCUUCCAGUCUGCUUUGCAGGAGAGGCCGCCCUUGUCUGAUGCACUCCAAAUCCAUGAAACAAAUGCAUCAAGUAGUUCGAGUACCUCCAUGGAUAGUGGAGACUUGUCACAGUGUGAAAGUGUCCCAGGAGGGGAUUCAGAUUCACAUGCAGAGAUCCAUGUAAUCUCUACCAUUCAAACAUCUACUACCUCAGAAUCAAUCCCAUCAGCUCCACCAGUUUCAGAUGAUUGUCUAAAUGAUCCUUUUCAGUGUCGAUCAACUGAUUCCAGUCCUAUCCAGGAAGGUGAAAAUGCUUCUUCUUCAUGCGUGAUAUGUAUGGAUGCUCCAGUUGAAGGAGCUUUUAUCCCAUGUGGGCAUAUGGCUGGAUGCAUGGCUUGUUUGAAUGACAUUAAAGAUAAGAACUGGGAUUGCCCUGUCUGCCGCGUUAAGGUCGAUCAGGUCAUAAAGCUCUAUGUUGUAUGAGUCAUUAGCAUUGAACACCUUGAAGAUUCUGUUUCUGUUAAUAGAUGAAGUUCUGCCCAACCUGAGUUUGCUGUACACGUUAUUACCUUUCACAUUGCUUUGUUAAGUAUUAGCACUUGGUUUUCACUUUUCAGUUUUUGAUGGGUGUAAAUUCUGUAUGUAUAUUUACCCUUUUCUUUAAAAUGUGUUUCUUAUCAAUGAAUUCAGGUUAUGAGAUUUACCCUCUUUUAUAA